AUCAACACUGAUGGUGGCCGUGGCACGGUGGCACCAUCUAACGAACUGCCUACAGAGGAGCUGGCUGUUCUACAAGAGACCAGAGGAGGAGGGAAUGACUGCUGGACUCCUGGAUGCAGGGUUCCCGGAGCAAGUGACCUUUGAUGACGUGGCCGUGGACUUCACCCAGGAGGAGUGGGGGCAGCUGACACCUGCCCAGAGGACCCUGUACCGUGAUGUGAUGCAGGAGACCUUGGGGCUCCUGGUUUCUGUGGGACAUUGGCUCCCGAAAGCCACCCUCAUCUCCCUGGUGGACCAGGAGACGGAGCCCUGGCUGGUGGAUAAGGAGGUUCCACAAGGUGUGUGCCCAGACUUGGAAACUAGAUUGAAAACCAAACUGUCAUCUGCAAAGCAAGAAAAUUCUGAAGAACUAUCCAACAAUAUCCUGGUAGAAGGGUUCCUGUGGGAUGGUCUGUGGAGUUCUAAGGGUGAAGACACUGAGGGGCACCAGGAACAAAGUUUUAAGAGCCUUCAUGGCGGUGUGGUACAUGUGGCCUUCACACCUGUGAAAAUAUCUCUUCAGCAGCAGCAGCUUGGGGUUGGGUUUGGGGAAACCUUAAGUCUGAGCCCUGAUCUCCCAACUCAACCUAUGACUCCUGAAAGACGAGAUUCCCACACGUGGGGAAUGCACAGAAAAAGAGAGAAUUCAAACUUAAAGUUAAAUGCACAACAGAAAACUUAUGCAAAAGAGAAACUCUACAGAUGUCAGGAAUGUGGAAAAGCCUUUAGUCACAGUUCUGCACUCAUCGAACACCACCGAACACACACAGGAGAGAGACCUUAUGAAUGUCACGAAUGCGGAAAAGGCUUCCGAAAUAGUUCAGCACUUACAAAACACCAUAGAAUCCACACUGGUGAGAAACCCUAUAAGUGCAUGCACUGUGGGAGGACCUUUAACCAAAGUGCCCCACUGAUCCAGCACCAGAGAACUCACACAGGCGAAAAGCCCUACGAGUGCAGUGAAUGUGGGAAGUCCUUCAGUUUUAGGUCCUCCUUCAGCCAACACGAGCGGACUCACACAGGUGAGAAGCCUUACGAGUGCAGUGAAUGUGGGAAGGCCUUUCGGCAAAGUAUCCAUCUCACUCAGCACCUGCGAAUACACACCGGGGAGAAGCCUUAUGAGUGUCAUGAGUGUGGCAAGGCCUUUAGCAAUAGCUCAUCCUUGACCAAACACCAGAGAAUCCACACUGGUGAAAAGCCUUACGAGUGUCAUGAAUGUGGAAAAGCCUUCACCCAGAUCACACCACUGAUUCAGCAUCAGAGGACACACACAGGAGAAAAGCCGUAUGAGUGUAAUGAGUGUGGAAAAGCCUUCAGCCAAAGCACACUCUUGACUGAGCAUCGGAGGAUUCACACAGGGGAAAAGCCAUACGGGUGUAAUGAGUGUGGAAAAACCUUCAGCCACAGCUCAUCUCUCAGCCAGCAUGAACGGACACACACGGGAGAGAAGCCCUAUGAGUGCAGUCAGUGUGGGAAGGCUUUCCGGCAGAGCACACACCUCAGUCAACAUCAGAGGAUCCACACAGGGGAGAAACCCUAUGAGUGCAGUGACUGUGGCAGAGCCUUCAGUCACAGCUCAUCCCUAACCAAACAUCAGCGAAUCCACACCGGGGAGAAGCCCUACGAGUGUAACGAAUGUGGCCGGGCCUUUAGCCAGCUUGCUCCACUCAUUCAGCAUCAGAGGAUCCAUACAGGAGAGAAGCCCUAUGAGUGUAAUGAGUGUGGUAGAGCCUUCAGCCAGAGCUCCCUCCUUAUAGAACACCAGAGGAUACACACCAAGGAAAAGCCCUACACAUGCAACGAGUGUGGGAAGUCCUUCAGUCACAGUUCAUCACUCAGCCAGCACGAGAGGACACACACUGGGGAAAAGCCAUAUGAAUGUCCAGAUUGUGGGAAAUCCUUCAGGCAGAGCACUCACCUCACUCAGCACCGGAGGAUCCACACAGGAGAGAAGCCAUAUGAGUGCAGGGACUGUGGAAAGGCCUUCACACACAGCUCCUCCCUGACCAAGCACCAGAGAACUCAUACUGGGGAGAAGCCCUAUGAGUGCAGUCAGUGUGGGAAGGCCUUCCGGCACAGCACACACCUCAGUCAACAUCAGAGGAUCCACACAGGGGAGAAACCCUAUGAGUGCAGUGACUGUGGCAGGGCCUUCACCCACAGGUCAUCCCUAACUAAACACCAGCGAAUCCACACCGGGGAGAAGCCCUUUGAGUGUAACGAAUGUGGCAGGGCCUUCAGACAACACACUUCACUCAUUCAGCAUCAGAGGAUCCACACAGGAGAGAAACCCUAUGAGUGUAACGAAUGUGGCAGGGCCUUCAGCCACCUCACUCCACUCAAUGAGCAUCAGAGAAUCCACACGGGAGAGAAGCCCUAUGAGUGUAAGGAAUGUGACAGGGCUUUUAGCAGGCUUUCUUCUUUCAUUCAGCAUCAGAGAAUCCACACAGGAAAGAAACCCUAUUGGUGCAGUGACUGUGGGAUGGCCUUCAGCCACAGCUCAUCCCUAACCAAACAUCAGCGAAUGCAUACUGAGGAGAAGCCCUAUGAGUGUAAGGAAUGUGGCUGGGACUUCAGACAGCUGUCUUCACUUAUUCUGCAUCAGAGGAUCCACAUGAGAGAAAAGCCCUGUGACUGGAACAAGUGUGGCAGAGCCUUCAGCCGGAGCUUCCUCCUCAUAGAACACCAGAGGAUACACACCAAGGAAAAAUCCUAUGCUUGUAACGAGUGUGGGAAGUCCUUCAGUCACAGUUCAUCUCUCAGACAGCACGAGAGGACACACACCGGAGAAAAGCCAUAUGAAUGUCCAGAUUGUGGGAAAUCUUUCAGGCAGAGCACUCACCUCACUCAGCACCGGAGGAUCCACACAGGAGAAAAGCCGUAUGAGUGCAGGGACUGUGGGAAGGCCUUCAGCAAGAGCACACUCCUGAAUAAGCAUCGGAAGAUUCACACAGUAGAGAAGCCCUACAAGUGCCAUGAGUGUGGGAAAGCCUUCAGCCAGAGCACACUCCUGAACAAACAUCAGCGAAUUCACACAGGAGAGAAGCCCUUUGGGUGCAAUGAGUGUGGAAAAACCUUCAGCCACAACUCAUCACUCAGCCACCACAAGCGGACACAUACUGGAGAGAAGCCCUAUGAGUGCAGUCAGUGUGGGAAGGCUUUCCGGCAUAGCACACACCUCAGUCAACAUCAGAGGAUCCACACAGGGGAGAAACCCUAUGAAUGCACUGACUGUGGCAGAGCCUUCAGUCACAGCUCAUCCCUAACCAAUCACCAGCGAAUCCACACCGGGGAGAAGCCCUACGAGUGUAACCAAUGCGGCAGGGCCUUCAGACAGCUUGCUUCACUCAUUCAGCAUCAGAGGAUCCACACAGGAGAGAAGCCCUAUGAGUGUAAUGAGUGUGGUAGAGCCUUCAGCCAGAGCUCCCUCCUCAUAGAACACCAGAGGAUACACACCAAGGAAAAGCCCUAUGGUUGCAACGAGUGUGGGAAGUCCUUCAGUCAUAGUUCAUCACUCAACCAGCAUGAGAGGACACAUACUGGUGAAAAGCCAUAUGAAUGUCCAGAUUGUGGGAAAUCCUUCAAGCAGAGCACACAUCUCACUCAGCACCGGAGGAUCCACACAGGAGAGAAGCCUUAUGAGUGCAGGGACUGUGGAAAGGCCUUCACACAUAGCUCCUCCCUGACCAAGCACCAGAGAACUCAUACUGGGUAGAGGCACACUACACAAGCUAGGACGUAGGAAGCCUUAAGCCAUAGUUCAUCCCUUCCUACACUUGACUGAAUCAUAUUCAUGAGCAAGAUGACAUUUAUGCACACACCUUCACAUAUAGUACAUUCCUCAGAUCAUCCUAACACUAGGGAAAUGAGAUGAUCAAUGUAGCCAUGAGUACCCACUAACAUUAUAGAACCCAUAGAAGAGAGAAGUGGGACA
Molecule: messenger RNA, 3973 nt
Organism: Molossus molossus (Pallas's mastiff bat)
Lineage: Eukaryota; Metazoa; Chordata; Mammalia; Chiroptera; Molossidae
Gene: ZNF135
Product: zinc finger protein 135
Exons: 8
Coding region: 11-3754 (1247 amino acids)
Biological process (GO): negative regulation of transcription by RNA polymerase II
Molecular function (GO): RNA polymerase II cis-regulatory region sequence-specific DNA binding; DNA-binding transcription repressor activity, RNA polymerase II-specific
Source: RefSeq, a predicted model, not a curated record